AUGGCAACUAUUAGAAAAACAUUGUCUCCGAUUUCUCGGGCCGGAACGAUAACAAAUCUAGAGGUUUGUUCAGUAUCUUCCCCUUUGUCUAAAUCCUCAUCAAGUCCUCAGAAUUCUCUGCUAUCUGAAGGACUGUUACCUUCUUCGAUCACCUCAUUGGACUCGCGUGCUUUUUUGUUCGGUGGUUUCUCACCAAGAACUCUGAGGGCUAUUGAGAGAUCAAAUUCAAAGCACAAGGGACAGCUUUGGAGGAAAGUGCUUUUCCAUUCUUUCAUUUGUUUCAUGGUUGGUGUUUCUAUUGGACUCAUCCCGCUCGCAUCAACCAACUUGUCCUCGAAAUUCAUGGCAAACCACCAAGGUUUCUCUUUUGAGAUAAUAUCUGAGGUUGACAAUGUGAAGAUAAAUAAGACACCAUUAGUUGACGAGGAUGUGAAGUUUGAUGCUGCUAUGAUUUCAGCAUUGCAAGAACAAGAACUAACAGAUGGUGUAUCAUAUAACAUCUCAGAGAGCGAGUUCACUGACGAAACAUAUUUGGAGUCUCGAAAGCUUCUCAUUGUUAUCACGCCAACUUACAAUUGUUCGUUUCAAGCUUAUUACUUGCAUAGUUUGUCACAAACUUUGAAAUUGGUCCAGCCUCCUUUAUUGUGGAUUGUUGUUGAAGUGAAUUCACAAUCUGAAGAGACUUCUGACAUCUUGAGGAGUAGCGGGAUUAUGUAUAGGCAUCUUGUCUGCAAAAUGAAUGUAACCAACACAAGCCAUAAGAGCAUUCUUAUGAGAAAUGUUGCGAUAGCACACGUUGAAACUCACCGUCUCGAUGGAAUUGUCUAUUUUGCAGACGAUGAUAAUGUCUACUCAGUUGAUCUCUUUCAGCAAAUGAGAGAAAUAAGGCGAUUCGGAACAUGGAUUGUUGCAAAACUAUCUGAGGGUACAAGUGGUGGCAUUGUCUUUCAAGGGCCAAUUUGUAAUGGAAGUGAAGUGAUUGGUUGGCACACAAAUAACGAUUCAGAUAGGAAAUCUAAAAGGUUUCAUGCUGAAAUAUCAGGUUUUGCCUUCAACAGUACGAUACUAUGGGAACGAAAGAAGUGGCACCGACCGCUUCUUGAGCGUAUCAGGCAGCUCGAAUCAGCCAAGGAGAAUUUGUGGAUUAGCAUGUUGAUUGAGCAGGUUGUUGAAGAUGAGAGUCAAAUGGAGGGCUUAAUGAACGACUGCUCGAGGGUUAUGGUUUGGCGUAUUGAUCUCGAGUCAUCUCAUUCCUUCUAUCCUCGUAAAUGGAUUGCAGAAAACAACCUAGAUGUCAUUUGGAAUCUUUCACUUGUGUGA
Messenger RNA from Lathyrus sativus (Indian pea), 1320 nucleotides. NCBI's taxonomy places the organism in Eukaryota, Viridiplantae, Streptophyta, Magnoliopsida, Fabales, Fabaceae. The record is from the annotation of a GenBank genome assembly.